Molecule: messenger RNA, 1603 nt
Organism: Nanorana parkeri
Lineage: Eukaryota; Metazoa; Chordata; Amphibia; Anura; Dicroglossidae
Gene: THAP11
Product: THAP domain containing 11
Exons: 1
Coding region: 232-1092 (286 amino acids)
Biological process (GO): regulation of transcription by RNA polymerase II
Cellular component (GO): nucleoplasm
Molecular function (GO): RNA polymerase II cis-regulatory region sequence-specific DNA binding
Source: RefSeq, a predicted model, not a curated record
CUGAAUUGCACUAUGAUCUCCUCUUUUCAAAUCGCCAAAAUACCGCGCUCACGUAGUGUAAUCUCACGAGCACACGUGACCCACGAAGUUCUCGGCUAUGAAAUCACGUUGCUGAAGGCCUCUCCUGGCACCGGAAGUUCGCGGUGUUCUGGGAUAUGUAGUUUCCGCCGUGCGCAUUACGAGUGCUGGCUCCAUCGUAAAGAACCUGGGAACGGUCGCUAACAAGCAGUGAUGCCUGGCUUCACCUGCUGUGUCCCGGGUUGCUAUAGCAAUUCGCAUCGAGACAAAGGUCUGCACUUUUAUACGUUCCCCAAAGAUCCGGAGCUGCGGCACCUGUGGCUGAAGAACGUGUCUCGGGCGGGAGUGACGGGCUGCUUUAGUACUUUCCAGCCCACCAAUGGUCACCGAGUUUGUAGCCUUCACUUUCAUGGAGGGCGCAAGUCCUACAGCAUCAGGGUGCCUACCAUUUUCCCUCUCAGGGGGGUGAACGAGAGGAGACCUCGCAGGGGUACCGACAAAAGCAAGAAGAGACAUCAGCCUAAUUAUUCCACAGCGGUCCUGGUGACAUCUCUGCCAGGACAGGAGCAAGAGGUGCUGGAGCUGACAGCUGGGAGUGCAGAGAUGAUGCUCAUAGGUGCCCCACCUGGCAUGGGAGCAGACAUGACCGGGGUAGACGUAUCUGCGCCUUCCAUAGGAAGAUCUCUGGGAGCAGCGGCUGGAGGACCAAUUCAUGGAGAAUCAAACCCAGUUAAUCUUACCGUAAAGUUGGAUUCUGAAGAUAGUCCUGGUUUUUCACCGGCUACGUCUCAUCAGCAACUCCAAGUGGUGGUAGUGGGAGAAGAAAGCUACCCCAUGGCCGAUUAUUACCCAUUGCCACAGUUUGCUGAUCAUUCUUACUCCAUGUCCUCUGGCACCACCACAGAGGAACUGUUAAGAAAGCUCAAUGAACAGCGGGAUAUUAUAGCCCUUAUGGAGGUCAAAAUGAAAGAGAUGAAGUCAAGCAUCAGACAUUUAAGAAUCACAGAGGUUAAACUGAGGGAGGAAAUCCGACAGAAAGAUAAAGUUUUAAAUGCGGCAAAGAAAAAAGCUUGAGUUGGGGAAGACCUGAUUUUGCUUUUUCUGACAGUCGUUAAAAAAGGUCACCAACGAAGCCAACCGGUUUUGCAGUACCAGGAGGAAUUAUCAAUCGUCAUGACUAGAUAUCACUUAUAAUGUACUUAUCGAAUGUGACCCUGUCUAUGAAUAUAUGUACGAAGGGAUGGUUCAUAUUGGAGGUGUUAACAGCAAGGAUUAUAACUUUCCCCGUCAAAGUUAUCGCAAAACCCUUUUUUGUUCAGAUCUUUGCACGUUUUCACGUGAGUUAUCUGUAAAGCUGUUUCAAAUAAAAGGUUUUUGUGUAUGUUAGGUUUACUUUUCAUUCUACUCUGUAGAAAGCUCUGGAGGUCAAUUUUAGCGUUCUUUACAGAACUUGUAGUAAAUAAAUGUUAGAGAAAAAAAACUUUUGUUACAUACAGACACUGAUUGCCUUUGGAAGAUGAUCGUUGCUUGUCAUUUUGAUCCAGUUGGGUUUUUUUUUAUUGUUUUGUUGCGUCACAAAAAACAG